AGCAAUUUAUUGUGACUUCCACCAGAUCGAAAUGAAACGCGGCCAAGCAGAAGUGACGAGAACGCUGAAAUAACUCAAAGGAGGACGAUAAAGCUCAUCUGAGAUGCUCGACCUUUUCCUCGUCCAGAUAUUUCACAGUAAGGAAUUAGUGUCCGGUGUUUGUGUUUAAAUGCACUUCUCUCGCUCUGUUCUUAUAACGAAAACAACCAUUUUGACGCUGAACUAAGUCGAAUCAGAUGCCACGGUUUUAUGGACUGCGCCUUCCAGAAAGUCAUUCCCAGGAAUACCAGAGUCAGUCUGUGAGCCAGUGACAUCCUCAUCUCAGAACACGGGGAGACAGCUUCUCCCACAGACUUCAGGACUUCAUAAACUGUCCACAGGCUAUAAGAUCAUAUGAGUGCUGCUUUCAGUACACCGUUCAUGAUGAUGCAGCGUCCGAUGGGAAGCACCACUGCAUUCAGCAUUGACUCGCUCAUCGGAGGUCCACCGCAGCCCAGUCCGGGACAUUUCGUGUACACGGGCUAUCCCAUGUUUAUGCCCUAUCGGUCAGUGGUGCUUCCUCCGCCUCAUCCACCACCUCCUCCAACUCUUCCUCAGAGCGGUCUCCCCGCCACCCAUCCGCACCACCCGAUCCCUGGGUUACCCAGCGGGUUCUGCUCCAGCCUGGCGCAGGGCAUGGCGCUCACAUCCACGCUAAUGGCCACGUUACCCGGCGGCUUCUCCACCUCGCCGUCUCAGCAGCAUCAGGACGCGGCGAGGAAGCUCGGCUCUCAGUCUAUUCACGCCAUGUUCGAUAAAUCUCAGGACAUUCGUUUGGAUGGAGAAGACGGGAAAACGUUUCCAACGAAAGAUUCCGCGAGCCUUCCGUCAUUUCACGACAUUCACACUUCUAAAGUGCGAGGUCACAACAAAGACGACACGAAGGAGGAUGAGUGUCACAGGAAAGAUGAGAGCUUCUCCAUGGACAGUGAUUUAGAUUACAGCUCCGAUGAUAACGGGCCCGGUAACGCCAUGUGUCAGAGGGAAGAUGGAGACGCCAACGGAGGACUGGACGAUGGCGUCCACGGCGGGAAUGGGGCCGGGAACACUACGUCCACCGGGAAAAAUCGGAGAAGGAGGACCGCUUUUACGAGUGAGCAGCUCUUAGAACUGGAGAAGGAAUUUCACUGUAAGAAAUAUCUUUCCCUCACAGAACGCUCGCAGAUCGCCCAUGCAUUAAAGCUCAGCGAGGUGCAGGUCAAGAUCUGGUUUCAGAACCGGAGAGCCAAGUGGAAACGGGUCAAAGCGGGCAAUGUGAACUCCAAAACUGGAGAGCACUCGAGAAACCCGAAAAUUGUGGUGCCCAUUCCGGUGCACGUUAGUCGGUUUGCAAUUCGCAGCCAGCACCAACAGUUAGAACAGGCCAGACCUUGAUACACUGGGUUUAGAUACUAGAGGACUAGAGACAAAUCAGCGAAUACUAGAUGACCAAACUGUUCUCGAGGCUGAUGUUUCUAAGGAACCCAGGACACGCAAAUCUAU
This is a messenger RNA of Carassius carassius (crucian carp), 1521 nucleotides long. RefSeq names its product homeobox protein GBX-2-like. Gene Ontology annotation, biological process: regulation of nervous system development; regulation of transcription by RNA polymerase II. Gene Ontology annotation, molecular function: RNA polymerase II transcription regulatory region sequence-specific DNA binding; DNA-binding transcription factor activity, RNA polymerase II-specific. NCBI's taxonomy places the organism in Eukaryota, Metazoa, Chordata, Actinopteri, Cypriniformes, Cyprinidae. The record is from RefSeq and is a predicted model, not a curated record. Bases 394 to 1413 code for a protein of 339 amino acids. Gene Ontology annotation, cellular component: nucleus. The transcript is spliced from 2 exons.